Triplophysa dalaica is the source of this 1324-nucleotide messenger RNA. RefSeq names its product macrophage mannose receptor 1-like. NCBI's taxonomy places the organism in Eukaryota, Metazoa, Chordata, Actinopteri, Cypriniformes, Nemacheilidae. The transcript is spliced from 5 exons. The record is from RefSeq and is a predicted model, not a curated record. The coding region runs from base 140 to 1324 and encodes 394 amino acids.
AUGAACAGACUCAUUAGAACCGUACGAGGGAUUUAUGGUUUAGAAUCAGAUUCGGUGUGGAUUGGACAGUAUGACGAUCUAAACAGCUGGAGAUGGUCUCUAGGAAACACAGAGUUAGGAGGAGGUUUUGAAAGCUGGAAUGUCGAGGAACAAAGAAACCCAUAUGGACAGAGUCUCUGUGUGUCCGUGUCAUAUGAGGGAAUAUGGCAAGAAACCUUCUGCUCAGCUAAAACCUCCUUUAUUUGUUAUGAUGGAAGACAGAAUGCCAGUGUCAGUUAUGUGCAUGUUAAAGACACCAAAAACUGGAAGGAAGCUCAAAAUUACUGCAGAGAACAUCACACAGACCUUAACUAGAUCUUGGUCUGAUCAGAGUAACUCUACAUUCAGUAACUGGAGGUCAGGAGAGCCGAAUAAUGCUGGAGGCAGUGAACACUGCACUGCUGUGUCAUUCAGUGAUGCUGGAGAAUGGACGGAUGAAAAUUGCUUUUAUCAAUUAUAUUUCAUUUGUCACAGUGGGUCCUCUUUGGCAUCAUCCCAUCAGUAUCACUUUAUAUCAGAGUCUAAGAGCUGGUCUGAAGCUCAGACAUACUGCAGACAGAAUUACAUUGAUCUGGCCACCAUUGAUAACAUGACAGAGAUGAACAGUGUUAUGAACACAGUUAAUAUGAGUUACGAUGGUUUAGCCUGGAUUGGACAGUAUGAUGAUGUCAACAGCUGGAGAUGGUCACUGGAUCAUGAUGACUUCUAUCUGAAAGGAGAGAGAAAUUUCAGAAACUGGAAUCAUCAACCAGACAACAGCGAUGGAAAUGAACUGUGUGUUUAUAUGAAUGUAAUUGAUGGAAGCUGGUUUGAUGUCUCAUGUGACAUAUACUUAAUGUUUGUUUGUUUUGAUGGCAGAGAGAAUGCCUCUCAGAAGUAUGUUCGUGUAUAUCACAGAAAGACCUGGAGUGAAGCUCAGACGCACUGCAGGGAGUUUUACACAGAUCUGGCCAGUGUGACAAAUAAAACAGAGCGUCAACUGAUACUGAGGAUGUUCGUUGAAAUUACAGAGGAAAAUGAUGAAGAUAAAGUGUGGAUUGGUCUACACAGGAUGAAACUGUGGUCAGAUCAAAGCAAUUCUUCAUUCACACACUUGGUGUCAUGGAUUUAUCCAGAACCAGAUAAUGGUUUAAGCAUUCCUGGUCUGACCGGUUCUCAACACUGCACAGCUGUGUCUUUAAAAUAUUUUGGUCACUGGACAGAUGAGAGCUGCUUUGACCAAUUGCCUUUCUUCUGCUACAGGGGUGAGAUCAUCUACCUUCUAUAUAAUGAAAUAAACAAGUAA